Hydra vulgaris (swiftwater hydra) is the source of this 936-nucleotide messenger RNA. RefSeq lists its product as uncharacterized. Gene Ontology annotation, molecular function: protein binding. The record is from RefSeq and is a predicted model, not a curated record. NCBI's taxonomy places the organism in Eukaryota, Metazoa, Cnidaria, Hydrozoa, Anthoathecata, Hydridae.
UCUAGUACUUAAUCAAUACAAAAAUUUCAUGUUACAUACCUAGUUAUAUAUUUAAAAUAUGGAAUUUGAUUUUGAUGAAGAUAUUUUUGAAACUAAAUUGAAAAAUUCAACCAUCAAAGAAGAGCAGUAUUUUCCUAAAACCUGCACACCUGAGUGGUUUGUCAAUUCUGUGUUAAAUGAGAAAUCUGUUGAUUAUUAUCACCAAAUAAUGUUUGAAGCUGAUCUGUUGUAUUAUAAAAGAGAUUAUAAUAGUGCUUUAGAAAAAUAUUUUAAACGUAUUGAGUACCUUACAGUUAAAAAUGGAGCGUUAUUGUGCGCUACUUUGGGAUCUAUUAUUCGAUGUUAUCUCAAACUCAAUCAACCAGACCUCGCUGAGCAUUACAUACCUAAACUGCUUAAUGGUUCAUUUAAUCCUAGCGAUUGCUCUACUUAUGAAUUAGCUUAUAAUGUUUAUCGAAAAAAUGAAAAAUAUAUAGAAUCAUUAUCUUGCAUUGUUCAAGCUCUUGAUAUUAAUCCAAGGAAUGCAUUCUAUUGGAUAUAUUUGUAUGAACUGCUAGAGUGCAUUAAAAUUCAUUUAAAUUUAGAGAAAAUAUGUGUAAACAGUGAGGAAUUUAUUAUUACAGAUCAACUUUUUCAAGAUGUUAUACAGUUUGCCAAGUUUUCUUUAAAUGACAUCUAUGAAAAAUUAGAAAUACCACCCCAUAUUCAAAGUAUAUUGCAAAAGAUCAAGAAUUAUGAGAAAAAUGAAAUUAGAGAAGCAAAUAAUUUGAAAGUGAAAACAGAACACAAUACGCUUCGGUUUCGCUACAAUAAACUCAUAGAUCUAUGUUGUCACGGAGAACAAACGAGGGGCGAGUUUUUCAAAAAAUGGUUUUUUGGAAGUCUAUCAUAAGUUGUACAUUUUUUAUCAUUAUUAGACUAUUAAUGUUAAUUGAA